Morone saxatilis (striped sea-bass) is the source of this 3261-nucleotide messenger RNA. RefSeq names its product sarcosine dehydrogenase (gene sardh). NCBI's taxonomy places the organism in Eukaryota, Metazoa, Chordata, Actinopteri, Moronidae. Bases 210 to 2960 code for a protein of 916 amino acids. Gene Ontology annotation, molecular function: protein binding; oxidoreductase activity. The record is from RefSeq and is a predicted model, not a curated record. The transcript is spliced from 22 exons. Gene Ontology annotation, cellular component: mitochondrion.
CUACAACUACAGUCAGCGCUCCAGUUUACAUUGCCUGACAGCUAACUACAGCAUCCGGGCCACACUAUUAAAUCUCUGACUCUGGCAUUCACAAACUAUUUGGACUUUUUUCCACGACUCCACUUCUGCAAGCUGUUCCUAAACUUUUUAGCUCUUGCACCGAGUGUCUUAUCCGGGGACAGUCCGUACCGGGCAGAACCGAGUGGGCCAUGGCCUUCCUAGGGAGCGCAGUUCGGCGGGUGGUGUCAGCAGCGCGGCCUCCUCUCUCUCCCUUGUGCCGGACAACCACUCGAUCCUACAGCUCAGAGCCCACCAAGGAAAAAAGUGUUCCCUACGAGAAAACACUCAAACAGGCAGAUGGAGUCUCAUCUGGACCCACUAAACCUUUACCCAGGUCAGCUGAUGUCGUGGUGAUCGGAGGAGGCAGUCUGGGCUGUCAGACUAUCUACCACCUGGCUAAAAUGGGGAUGACUAACGUAGUUCUGCUGGAGAGAGACAGACUGACUGCUGGCACCACCUGGCACACUGCAGGCUUGCUGUGGCAGCUCCGUCCCAGUGAUGUUGAGGUGGAGCUCUUGGCCCACACCAGGAACGUGAUCAGCAAAGACCUGGAGGAGGAGACCGGUCUCCACACAGGCUGGAUCCAAAAUGGAGGACUCUUCAUUGCCUCCAACAAGCAGAGGCUGGACGAGUACAAGCGCCUCAUGUCGCUGGGUAAAGUUUAUGGUAUCGAGUCCCAUGUCCUGUCACCUGCUGAGACCAAGGACCUGUAUCCUCUGAUGAACGUUGAUGAUCUGUAUGGAACCCUGUAUGUACCAAAAGAUGGCACCAUGGAUCCAGCAGGCACCUGUACCACCCUGACCAGAGCUGCCUCCGCCAGGGGAGCCACGGUGAUCGAGAACUGCCCUGUGACUGGUAUCCAAGUGCGAACAGAUGACUUUGGCAUGAGGAAGGUGAAGGCAGUGGAGACCCCUCAUGGGACCAUUGAGACACCUUGUGUGGUGAACUGUGCAGGUGUGUGGGCCGCCAAGCUGGGGGAAAUGGCCGGAGUCAAGGUGCCUCUUAUCGCGAUGCAUCACGCUUAUGUGGUAACAGAGAGAAUCGAAGGCAUACAGAACAUGCCAAAUGUCAGGGACCAUGAUGCAUCAGUGUACCUGCGCCUCCAAGGUGAUGCCCUGUCUGUGGGUGGUUAUGAACAAAACCCCAUCUUCUGGGAUGAGGUGUCUGAUAAGUUUGCCUUCAGCCUGUUUGACCUGGACUGGGAUGUAUUCACGCAACAUAUUGAGGGUGCAAUCAACAGAGUUCCUGCCCUGGAGCAGACUGGCAUCAAGUCCACUGUCUGCGGACCAGAAUCAUUCACAGCAGACCAUAAGCCGCUGAUGGGAGAAGCCCCAGAAGUCAGAGGUUUCUUCCUGGGCUGUGGCUUCAACAGUGCUGGUAUGAUGCUGGGAGGUGGUUGUGGUAGAGAGCUGGCUCACUGGAUCAUACAUGGGCGCCCUGAGAAGGAUAUGUAUGGUUACGACAUCAGACGUUUCCAUCACUCGCUGACAGACAACCAACGCUGGAUCCGAGAGAGGAGCCACGAGUCUUACGCCAAGAACUACUCUGUGGUGUUCCCCUUUGAUGAACCACUGGCCAGCCGAAACAUGAGGAAAGACCCCUUCCAUCAGGUGCUGACGGAACAGGGCUGUGUUUUCCAGGAGAGACAUGGGUGGGAGAGACCUGGCUGGUUCAACAAAAGCAAGCCCGCUCCUGUUAAAGACUAUGAUUACUAUGGGGCUUAUGACAUUAAGAAGAAUGUGAACUACAAAUACAACGAAUUGCUGGGCAAGGAGUACACCUUUGACUUCCCUCCACAUCAUGACGUGAUUAAGAGUGAGUGCCUCUCAUGUAGAAACGGUGUGGCCGUGUUUGACAUGUCCUACUUUGGAAAGUUCUAUCUCACUGGACCAGAUGCCAAGAAGGCGGCUGAUUGGCUGUUCACAGCUGAUGUCAACAAGAAGCCAGGCUCCACUGUGUAUACCUGCAUGCUGAAUAAGAGAGGAGGGGCGGAGGCUGACCUGACAGUGAGCAGACUGGAGCCUGGUUCUGCCAACCUGCCCCUGGCACCGGAGUCCAAUGGUGAAGCAUACUACCUGGCCAUCGGAGGGGGUGUAGCCGAACACAACUGGAACCACAUUAGAACGGUUCUUCAGGACCAAGGCUUCCGCUGCCAGCUGACAGACUACUCUGAGGACAUGGGGAUGAUCAGCAUCCAGGGACCCAAGAGUCGAGAAGUACUUCAGGAGGUGCUGGAGGCAGACCUGAGCAAUGAAGCUUUCCCCUUCUCUACCCACAAAGUAGUUAAAGCAGCAGGGCAUCAGGUGCGAGCUAUGCGUCUGUCAUUUGUCGGAGAGCUCGGCUGGGAGCUGCACAUUCCCAGAGACUCUUGCCUUCCAGUCUACCAGGCUGUCAUGGCUGCUGGUGCAAAACACAGCAUCAUCAACUCAGGCUACAGGGCCAUCGACUCACUCAGCAUAGAGAAAGGGUACAGACAUUGGCACGCUGACCUGCGCCCAGAUGACACACCCUUGGAGGCUGGGCUAGCCUUCACAUGCAAACUGAAGAGUUCGAUCCCCUUCCAGGGCCGCGAUCGGCUGGAGAAACAGAAGGAGGAGGGGCUGAGGAGGCGCAUCGUCUGCUUCACCAUUGAUGAGAAAGUACCGAUGUUUGGUCUGGAGGCCAUUUUCCGUAACGGCGUUCCCAUUGGUCACCUGCGGCGUUCUGACUAUGGCUUCUUUAUUGACAAAACUAUUGGUUAUGGAUAUAUCCGUAACCCCGAUGGAGGAGUGGUGAGUGCUGACUUCAUAAAGAGCGGUGAGUUUACCCUGGAGAGGAUGGGAGUGACGUACAAGGCCAAGGCCCACCUCAAAUCUCCAUUUGACCCUGAGAAUAAACGCGUCAAAGGCAUCUAUGCUUGAGAAGGACCACACAUGUAAAAACACUCUGUUCGGGGAAUGAGGCAGAGAGGGGUGCAACUGUUUUUUGUUUUUUUUACAUGAUGCAGCUGUUUUAGUCUUAACCUCUCUUGUGGAAUACUAUGAAAUCUUAAAAUUGAUAAUUCUUAUUUUUUUUCCAAUUUAAAUUAUUUAAUUCUGUGAUUUGAUGGAAAUGAAUGGCAUGUGAUGGAACUUACACUCACUUUAAAAGCCUUAGAUGGUCUGAAAUCUGUAUGGAGAUAUCGAAGACGUGCCAAUUAAAAUAUUUUGUUGUUAAACUCCA